UCACACUCUCUUUCUUUUAUCUCUCUCUUUCUUGGCCUUUGUAAUAAAACAACUACUUGGAGAACAAGUUCAAAAUGGAGAAUAUGUGCUAAUAAGCUUUAUUUUUAUUUUUAAUUUUUGGGGGGGUUGGUCUGAUAAUCUCUGUCUCUCAAAUUCUCAUGGAUAUGAAAGAAGAGGAGGUAAAGACGGAGAAUUCGAUGGCAAUUUUCUCCGAUGAGAUUCCGAUGAAUAAUUUUUCUUUUUCAGGCAUAUUUGACAUGCCAUGUGAAGCGGCUGAAAAAGAUCCUUUAGGGGGUUUCAUGGACUUGCUAGGAAUCCGACAUGACCACUUUCCUCCUUCUCAUGAUUUAUUCGAUUUGCCUUCUCUCACCACCACCACCACCACCACCACCACCUCUUCUUUCUCUGCUGCUGCACCCACUUCCAUUGCUGCCUUGAUGUCGUCGUCGAUGACGAUGACGAUGACGAUGCCAGCGCAACCACUCCCUUCACCUUCGCCGCCUUCCAGUACUGUACUCCCUGAGACCUCUGAGGUUCUCAACACCACCCCCACAACCCCAAACUCAUCUUCUAUUUCUUCAUCUUCAAAUGACGACCAAACUAAACCACUUCAAGAAGAAGAAGGAGAUGCUGACCAGCAGGAUCAGGAAAAAACCACCCACAAGCAGUUGAAACCCAAAAAGAAGAACCAAAAAAGGCAAAGGGAGCCGAGAUUUGCGUUCAUGACAAAGAGUGAGGUUGAUCAGCUUGAUGAUGGGUACCGAUGGCGCAAGUACGGACAAAAAGCUGUGAAAAAUAGCCCUUAUCCAAGGAGCUACUACCGGUGCACCAGUGCAGGGUGCGGUGUGAAAAAGAGGGUAGAGAGAUCUUCCGAUGACCCGUCGAUCGUCGUCACCACCUACGAAGGCCAGCAUACUCAUCCGAGCCCGGCAACUCCUCGAGGAAGCAUCGGAAUCGCUCCCAUGGAGUCCGGUGGGUUCGUCCCGCCGGCUGCCACUUCACCAUCACCCUUUGUCAUUCCUCAACUUCCAAACUACCAACAGCAACAACAACAUUCAUUUAUAUAUAGCUCACCCCCUUCUCUUAAUAUUAGCUCCAGUACUACUGGUUUUAGUCCUUCCUCCUCUUCUUCUUCUUCUUUUCCAGCUUUCGUUCAAGAAAGACAUAAUUAUAAUUACAUACCAUCUUCGGCUUCUCUCCUCAGAGACUAUGGACUUCUUGAGGAUCUAGUGUCCACCCAGAUGAGGUCUACGGAGCAGAGAGAUGGUGAUAUGAUUGAUUAAUUUGAUUUGUUAUGUUUUUAUUGAUGAAGCUGGUAUGUAAUUCUGAUCUAACUCACUACUACUUCUGGGUUUGAUUAUCUUCUACACCCCAUUUUCAUGAGCUUAGUGUAUCUUUCAGCUUAUAUUUAUGUCACUGUAAAAAUCACUAGCCUUUUUGGCCUGUCAAAGGGGACUUAGUAGUAGUUUCGCACUCGAUCGGGGAUUUCUUUUUCUUUCUUGUGUUUAUUCUUUGUACUUAGUGAUCAUAACUCAAAUUUUAUGCAGAUUUAUUUUAUCAAUUUGGUUUUGUA
Molecule: messenger RNA, 1573 nt
Organism: Ziziphus jujuba (common jujube)
Lineage: Eukaryota; Viridiplantae; Streptophyta; Magnoliopsida; Rosales; Rhamnaceae
Product: probable WRKY transcription factor 48
Exons: 3
Coding region: 159-1283 (374 amino acids)
Biological process (GO): regulation of DNA-templated transcription
Molecular function (GO): sequence-specific DNA binding; DNA-binding transcription factor activity
Source: RefSeq, a predicted model, not a curated record